AUGCGUGAGACCCUAAUAUGUGCCCCACGAACACCUUCACACCCCUUUCCCCACCUCUCGCCACACCCUUCCCCAUCUCCCAACCCCACACCCCUUCCCUCCUCAUCGUCACCCUCUCUACCCCCCUCCCUCGCCUUCUUUCGUCGCCUCCUCCGCCACUCCACCCCACCGCCUCCCUCCUCUUCCCGAAGCUCCCCCUUUCCCGCCCUCCUCGCCGUCAUCCCCUUCGCCGUCGCUGCCCUCACCCUUGCACGCACCCUCCUCUCUGCCUGCAUGGCGCCUCGCUCCGUCCUCGUCCUCGACUCCCUCCAACCUCCCAACUUCCGCGGGAGCCUCUCGUCCGACGAUACACUGACGUUUAAGCUCGAGAGCUCAGCCAAAAGGAAGAGGGUCGAGGCUGAGAAGAUGCUCCUCAGGGUUCCGUAUUACCCUUCCGGCAGCGUCGUCGAUGGGUUCGGUGCCGCGAUUCUCGCACUGCCAGGCGCUCAACGUGAGGUUAUGUUAUUCCUUUUCCAGAUACGUGUUUCUAGCUAAAUAUUGCAAGAAAGGUACCCUCUCCACCAAUUGGAUCAAGGACUCAACAUUUGUUAUCUUCGACAUUGAAGACUGAGGUCAAGAGCAAAGAGGAAGGAUAAUAGUGAAGUGUUCUCCACCAAUUGGAACAUUUUUUACGCCCACCGUGAGAUCGAAUCUCAACGACUUUCGGCCCUUCGAGCAAAGAUUGUGGCAACUGUCGUAACCCAAAAAAUUCCAGUCUUACAAUUAAUGGUUUGACUACCUUUUUGAAAAGUUUCAUCAAUUAAUAAAUGCUCAGAAACCAAACUAAUCCUUAAUUAAUAAUUUAAAAAAUAGUUUAUGGAGUCGUCACCAAU
Cajanus cajan (pigeon pea) is the source of this 872-nucleotide messenger RNA. Lineage: Eukaryota; Viridiplantae; Streptophyta; Magnoliopsida; Fabales; Fabaceae. The record is from RefSeq and is a predicted model, not a curated record.